CCCCGCAGUGCAAGCAAGUCAAGACGGCAUACAUGGCCACACUGCUUCGUCAAUGGCAUGGCAGACACCGACGAAGAUGACGAAUUCGGUUCCGACGACGUCUUCGAACAACUACCUCCUACUACCCUGUUACAGCUCGAGAGGCAGGCAACGCAAUUCGCACAGACAGAGCACCACCAAUCCGCGUAUCAUAAGACAAAGCUGCCCCCGGAUGAGAAUAAGUGGCAUUCAGAGCAUCAACAAUCGGCUCAAUCAACUGCAAAUUUGCGGCCCUCCUAUCGCGAGCAAGAUUAUAACUACGAUGACGAGGAAGUCAUUGAUCUCGACCAAGAUCCGUACGCUAUACGACCGCGGUUUGAUCCGAAGCAGGCGCUAGUCGAAUCGUUACCGAAUGUCCCUCGUCCAUCAACCCUGGAAACAAGUCUACAUUCCCAUCAAGGUCCUCCGGCGAAUCAGUCAGCUCUUGCUGAGCUGCAGGCACGCAUAGUUCAGCUCGAAAAUGAUCGAUUGGAUCUCCAGAGACAAAUUGAGGAGGCAAGAUCAACAGCGCAGUUGAAAGCUGGCGAAGCUUCUAUACUGCGUCAAAAGGCAGAGAAGGCGGCGAAGGACUAUGAGCAGAAGAUCGCUAGCAUUAAGCAGUUGCAUGCAGAAGAACGUGCGAAACACAAAGCCGAGCUUGAUCGAGUCAAAAGUGAUAGGGAAAAGCUUACAACGCACAAUCGUUUUUUGGAGCAUGAUUUGGCCCUCGAAACAGAUAAGAAUCGGAAGUUCCAACGCAUGCAGAGGCCAAUUAUUGCUGAUUCCUCCAAGUCCGGUCAAGGUUCUAGCCCAACAGUGACGCCCAAAAAAUCUAAGGUGCUUCCAUAUCGAGAUGGUUUUGACGACAGCGAUCUUGUCAUGGUCUCGCCAUCCAAACCGAAAGACCGCUCGAAGCCUACAACACCAAAAGCUGGCGCAAAAAGAAAGCGUACGGGAAAUGAUAACCAAAGCCCGAUUCCCCUACCACAAUUGCCAUUGAGCGAGCCGAAAGGCCAACCAAUUCCGCUCCAAUCUCGGGCUGACUUCAAAGUGACUGCAGAAAUCUUACAGAAGCUCGCAAGAGAGCAAAACAAGCUGCGAUUUUUACAGAGGCUUCUACAGCACACUGUUAGUGAAGAUGGAGAAGACAAUAUUCUUGAAGCACUGACUCGGUUCAACUUUCCGUCAAGUCCCGAUCGGAAACUAAGCACUAUUUUUUUCGAGCAGCUAGUUACGCGGCCCCUUGCUGAUUUUGGUGACAGCAAUUUAACAAUUGCCGACACCAUCUGCAAUGCCCUUUGCGCGCUGUGGGAGCAAAGCUUGACCGAAUCAUACUACCCACCUAUUUCGAGCCUGAUCUCCAGCAUUCAGAGAGUCUUCGAGCUCGAACGCUCUUCAUUCGCUCAAAAAUAUGUUUCUCGAAUUGUCCCCUUGGCAAUAGCAACCUCAGAUCUCGUGGCUAUACCUCUUGCACGAGCUUCACUUAAUAAGUCUCAGUCUCUCCGAGCCCAGGCCACUCGCAUUACUCAUGCCCAAGCUGCACCUGGUGCGGGUAUUGGACUCUCUGAAAGCAACGGUGAGGUUGAACAAAAAGAAGAAGCCGCACAAAAGUACAUCGACGUCUUUGCCUGUCUCGAGCUACUGAAUACCCUGGCUGAGGCCGCAACUCCCAACAAAGAUGCAAUUACAUUGUUUUGGCAGCAUAUGAAGUUCGAUUUCGUCUUGAUGCUUCUCAUGAAAGCACAACCUAUUGGACAGAUUGGUCUAAUGUUAGAAUUACUCCGAACAUCAGCCUUACAAGACACAUUCGGUGCAAUAUCUGAUGGCGAGAGAGAACGUCAGGAUAGACGUGAAAUCGACACACUUGAUCGACUUACGGUACUUCUUGGUGAGAAAUUUGAACAGGAUCGUAGCGACAUUACUUCAACCGCUUUGUUUGAGAUGCGCGAGAGGGUCAUUGCUGUGCUCGUCGCUUUGGUGAGCAAGGAACAUGGCGCCCUUCUAAUUGCGACACAUCGCCAUGCAAUAGGACGCCUCUUCAAGUUCCUCCAUGCGAGCAUCAACUCUCUUUAUCUCUACACACAAAGUUCCGACCAUUCUUCCUUAAUACGCAGUAUCAAUUCCGCUGUAACAAUACUUUACCUUCUCUGCUCCUCCACUGGGGCGGUACAGACCAAAGUAAACGUUGACAUCAGACAGAAGCUAAGCGUCAUCCCAGGAGGCAUGCAUAUACACCUCUUAGCAUUGACAAGGCUGGCAUUCGCAGAGCGGAUAUGGUAUGAAAGGGGUAUCGAAGAAUCAAGUAUGGAGCGGGCUCAUGAAAUGCUUGAUGAGUGGUUGAGUCCCGAAGAAGGAGAAGGCUUGAUGAUGAUGUUCGGGAGCGAAAGCAGUGGUGAUAGUAUGGACAUCCAGUAACCACGCUGAGGAAGUCCAAGACUCGACGACCACGAUCAUGAUGCAUAAGUAACUUUUCCGUGCUGCACGCGAUGCGAAGUUAGCACUUCUUCUCUGAGUAGUUUAAUGAUGUGAAGAAACUUUGUCGGCAAGAAGCUGUCCCAUUAUUUUGAUGAACG
Molecule: messenger RNA, 2591 nt
Organism: Verruconis gallopava
Lineage: Eukaryota; Fungi; Ascomycota; Dothideomycetes; Venturiales; Sympoventuriaceae
Exons: 2
Coding region: 58-2433 (791 amino acids)
Source: RefSeq, a predicted model, not a curated record